AGACUGGCGGAGGAGCGAUUGACAGGCGGCAGGGCAGCUCUGGGGCCCGGCAGAGUUGGUGGUGCGCGUGGACGCGGCUGCGGCGGAGACCUCGGGAUGUGGAGCGGCCCACCCCAACAAGACGAGGGCCUCCCUGUGGGCCUCUCAGCUAUUUCAGUCCCCUGGAAAAACCUGGGCCCCAGCAAAGGUAACAGGAAGUCCCCAGGAGGCCUGGUAGAAGCCUCUGCUUCCUGGGAGGAGGCCGGGGGUGAGGAACACCCAGCAGCUGCUCCAUUGGAUGUAUCACGCCUGCGCAGCUCCUCCAUGGAGAUCCGAGAGAAGGGCUCUGAAUUCCUAAAGGAGGAGCUAUACAAAGCCCAGAAGGAGCUGAAGCUUAAGGAUGAAGAGUGUGAACGGCUUUGCAAAGUGCGCGCACAGCUGGAGCAGGAGCUGGAGGAGCUGACGGCCAGCCUGUUUGAGGAAGCUCACAAGAUGGUUCGGGAAGCCAACAUGAAGCAGGCAGCAUCGGAAAAGCAGUUGAAGGAGGCUUGGGGCAAGAUCGACAUGCUACAGGCAGAGGUGACAGCCUUGAAGACACUGGUCAUCACAUCCACACCAGCCUCUCCCAACCGUGAGCUCCACCCACAGCUGCUGAGUCCCACCAAAGCCGGACCCCGAAAGGGCCACUCACGCCAAAAGAGCACCAGCUCCCUCUGCCCUGUUGUGUGCCCCACUGCAGGGCAUAUCCCCACCCCAGACAAAGAAGGCAAGGAGGUGGAUACAACCCUGUUUGCAGAGUUCCAGGCUUGGAGGGCAUCACCUACCCUGGAUAAGAACUGCCCCUUCCUAGAAAGGGUGUACCGGGAGGACGUGGGCCCUUGCCUCGACUUCACAGUGCAGGAGCUCUCAGCUCUAGUUCGGACGGCAGUGGAGGACAACACACUCACCAUUGAGCCCGUGGCUUCACAGACUCUGCCCAAUGUUGAGUGUAACAACACCAACACAUGUGCCCUGAGUGGACUGGCGCGUACCUGCCACCAUCGAAUCCGCCUGGGGGACUCUGACGGCCACUAUUACAUCUCACCGUCCUCCCGGGCCAGGAUCACUGCAGUAUGCAACUUCUUCACCUAUGUGCGUUACAUCCAGCAAGGCCUGGUUCGGCAAGAUGCUGAGCCGAUGUUCUGGGAGAUCAUGAGGCUGCGGAAGGGGAUGUCACUAGCCAAGCUUGGCUUCUUCCCCCAGGAGGCCUAGGGCAUGGCCCCAGGCCUGAAGUAAGCUCUGAGCUAGAGAAAACAGCUGCCUUGGGACAGACGAACAAGAAAUCCUGGACCCAGCUCUGAGCCAUAAGCUGAAAGGACAGAUAAACAGCCAGACUGUAGAGACAGUUCUGAGCCAGUACCACCCAUCCCUCUUGGGACAGACAAAAGGACAGCCUGGCCUGGACUUUAUGAGAUGACCCCUCUUGCCCACUAAGCUCUGUAGCCAACAAGAGAAUCUCAAGAAAGCACCGAAGACCAAGGCACUUGGAACAAGGAGCUCAGCCCCAGGAGAGGACGUUUGAGUAUCCAGUACCCCCACCACAACCCCUGCUGCUUACCAAUGCUUUCUUGCUGCCACAUCUUCAGAAAGGGACUGUUCUAGGGUGGCUGGAUCUCCAGGGUGUGCUCUACCACAGCCUCUAAGCCCUGGGACACCAGCACCCCCUUGUGGCCAUUUUCUCACUGUUCCCAAGUGGCCUCAUUAGAAUGCCCAAGUGGUCAGGCAAGUGUCUCCAUUCUGAACAAGGUGGAGGAUAACUGCCCCAGAAUGCUCUGAAGGUGAGUCCAGGGUCCCUCCUCCAUUCUUCUGCAUAGAGGCCUCCCUCUCCCCUUCCUCUCCACUUCAACACCAUCUUCAGGAAGCCCUGUUCCUAAAAUUGCCAGGAAUCUGGGUCCUUUCUUCUCAGAGUAUGUCACCAGAGGAACCUGAGGAUGUAGACCUGGGCAGCCAUCCAGGCUGUAGGGGCCCUGUGUGUGGGACUGGAUGGAGAGGGCGGGCCAAGCAGGACAUGGACCCUACCUUAUCCAUCCCAGCCCACUGGGAAGUGGGGUCGGGGGACCCAGCCUGGACAUACCCCUCACCACGCCCUCUUUCCUUCAAAUGGAAUGUAACACGAUCUCUAUUUAAUAAAGGAAGGCUUUGUUGGUAGGGGCUAGGCGGCAGUGGCCUUCACUCCUGUGCCCUGGGGCUCUGGCCAGGGCUUGGGCAUCUGAAGGAAUGAAAUCAAAUCCUUUCCUGACUGGCCUCGUGCUUGGGAUUAAACCCAAAUCCUGAAACUGCCCCCACGGCUACUACCACUUUCUUGCAGUAGGGAAGACUGUUGGAGCUGUCCUUAACUUUUCAUGGGGCUGUGGGGGAUUGGCAUGAGUUUGCCACUCUCAGGGUUCAGCUCUGACCUGUGAAUCCCCCAGCCCUUAGAGAUGACCCCAAGUCUACUAGAAUCCUGGAGUCAAAACAUCCAUGCUUCCUGGGCUUGGCAGGACAGUGCAUUAAUUGAUGCCACCUGUCACAGGUCAGGUGGGGACUCCAGAAGUGCUAGGCAUGGCAGACACGAGUGGAAAGAAGUAGGGAUAAGCAGGGUCCUGAGAGACCUCAGAGUAGGACUGAGGAGAGAGAGGUCGUGUGGUUCCUGCUCCUGCCCAACCAGUAGGGCUUUGUGCUUUCUUGGGAGGAGGGUGCAGCAGAUUCUGGGUUGGGUCAGAGGUUGUCAGGGGCCUACGGAAACUUCUCUAUUGGCCUGAGGCCCAGGUGCAUUCAGACGGUAGUUAGCUGGGGGCUGGCCAGAGCUCUGUCAAGGUCCUCUGCCUUCACAUGUUCUCUGGCCAGUAGCCUGUUCCCAGGACUCUGCUACCUCCACUGCUCCUCACAUUUCCUCCCUGCUCCACUGUGACUCGAGUCCUUUGCUGUGUCCCCAGCCCUCAAAGACACCUGGUCACUGACCAGAACCCUGUCAUAGCCACUUAUUCACUAACUAAUACUGGGGUCUCCUCUGCUGGACAUUGGCCAUGACAAGCAUACCAAUAAUACAUCCAGGCUCCUGGAUGGAGGAAAGUAAAAACCAAAGGGUGUCAGGGAAGGACAUGGUAUACUGUAUGGCAUCCCAUGAUUAUGUCAUCCCCUUGUUCACCGGGGGACAAGUGGGGAUCAAAACCUGAGCACUGGACUUAAUCAGUCCCUAACUUCUGUGUUCUGAGCCCAACCAUAUGCAGGACCACAGAGGUACCAGGAGACAUCCCAGAAGCUCAUGGAGGACCCUACUCCCCUGACUGACUUGUCCUACUUCUACAAAGCAUUGGCCAUGAUAGGAUCCCAGGUGGAGCCAUCAACACAGCCAUACCCUGCUGGCAGCAAUUAAUAUCUAAGCACUAGUCAUAGCUCCCAGCCCUCUCUGUGAACCCAUUAUUUCAGCCUCUUAGCGAUGUUAAAACACGCUAUUAUCCCCUAUGUAAAUGGAUAGAGGCCACUGGAGAACACAGAGAUCCUGAAGUUGGGGUUUAUUUACCUCAAUGGUAGAGGCUGGCCUAGCAAACAUAAGGCCCUACCCUGCUCCAGAAAAAGAAAGUCACAAAGAGGUGGUAAGUCUCUGGGACUUGUAGUAUUAACCACCUCUUGGUGUUUUUUGUUUGUUUGCUUUUGUGUUUUUAUACUGAACACUCAGUGUGUGUAGGCUUUUUUUUUUUUUUACCUCUUUUAAUUGAUUCAAAAGGAUGGGGGGGUAGAUCAGUGCUAGAGUGCUUAAUUCAAGGCCUGGGGUUUGAUCCCCAGAACCACACACACAAAACAGAAGAAACAGAGACAGGGCUGGAAUUUGAACCUGGUUUCCUUUACUCUGGAAGUGGUAGCUCAGGGCUUUGACACUUGGCGCUGACUUGGGAGGCUAACUGCCACACCAGUUCUUACAUUUUCUAGAUAACCCACUUGGUUUCUAUGAAUUCUUGGCACAUAGGAAUCAUUUGAGCUCUCCUUAGCCAGCCCUGAAUUUGGUGCAGCACCCUGAGAUAAUUCACUUCACCAUCAGCCCUGAUCUGAAUCCUGCCAGGGCUGUGACCUUGGAGCAAGUUGCUUUUCUCAGUUAUGAAUUGGGAUUAUUAUUUUUCUCCAUAAUCUUCCCUCGUUCGUUCGUUCGUUCAUUCAUUCAUUCGUUCGUUCAUACAUGCAUGCAUUUGGUGUUUGAGUUGUGCAUUCAUGAUAUUGUCUUGGUCCUUGUUUGAGGCAGAGUCUCUCAUUGUCUGUUGAUGCAUAGGCCAGCCUAGCUUCUGAGAAUUCUCCCACCUUCCCACUAGGAGCAUAGGGAUUAUGGGCAUGGACUACUGGGUCAAGCUUUUUAAGAUUUCUGUGGAUCUGGACUCAGGCCAUCAGACUUUGACAGGAAGUCCUUUUUCCACAAAUCAAUCCCUGCCGUACUUAUUUUUUUUUUAAACACAAUCUUGUCAUACGUUUUAAGUGUAGAAUUAUAGUUCUGUUAGGCAUAGGCAUACUCUCACACUGUCAUGAAGCCAAUCUGCAAACAUUUUGCAUCUUUCAAAACAAAUGCUCUGUCCACUGAAUAAUUCCCUAUUUCUCCUGUCCCUAGACUGUGGUCCUCAGCAUCUUGCCUUCUGCCUCUGUGAAUCUGACUCCUCUGGAGAUUUGCUGUAGAUGCAAUCAGCAAGAUUGAUCUCUUAGUGGCUGGCUUGUCUCACUUAAUGUAAUGUCAAUAUGCGUCUGUGUUGUAAGAUGACAGGAUUUCCUUUUUAAGACUUAGUAAUAUUCUGAUGUAUGUGUAACACCCCUCUGUGUUUAUCCAUUCACUGGAGACAGACAUGGGUUACUGGUACCUACUGAUGCAUAUGCUAAUAUCCCUUGGAGAGCUUGCAUAGAAUCCUUUUAAUAAAUGACCAUUAGUAAAUUGG
Rattus norvegicus (Norway rat) is the source of this 4910-nucleotide messenger RNA. It is a transcript of the gene Rab3il1, whose product is annotated as RAB3A interacting protein-like 1. Gene Ontology annotation, molecular function: guanyl-nucleotide exchange factor activity. The coding region runs from base 97 to 1230 and encodes 377 amino acids. Lineage: Eukaryota; Metazoa; Chordata; Mammalia; Rodentia; Muridae. The record is from RefSeq and is marked validated. The transcript has 10 exons.